Molecule: messenger RNA, 2857 nt
Organism: Dipodomys ordii (Ord's kangaroo rat)
Lineage: Eukaryota; Metazoa; Chordata; Mammalia; Rodentia; Heteromyidae
Gene: Cbfb
Product: core-binding factor, beta subunit
Exons: 5
Coding region: 260-727 (155 amino acids)
Biological process (GO): regulation of transcription by RNA polymerase II
Cellular component (GO): core-binding factor complex; nucleus
Molecular function (GO): sequence-specific DNA binding; transcription coactivator activity
Source: RefSeq, a predicted model, not a curated record
GUGGCUGUGGGCGGCGAGAGCUGGGUCUGCGCGGGCGGUAGGCAACGGCUGAGGCUGCGGCGGCGUGGGCUGGGCUCGAGCGGGCGGCAGUAUCUCAGACUCCCCGGAGCGGGAGCCCACGCGGGCGGGCGCCUGAAACAAAGAGAAGCGGGAGUCUGGGCGCCGCGGGGUGGGCGGUCAGUCGGUAGCGCAGAACCAGCCGGCGGGUUUUACCCACGCCAGCCCGGAGCCCCGGCCGCCGCGGCCUUCGGGCGGGAAGAUGCCGCGCGUUGUGCCUGACCAGAGAAGCAAGUUCGAAAAUGAGGAGUUCUUCAGGAAGCUGAGCCGCGAGUGUGAGAUUAAAUACACGGGCUUCAGGGACCGGCCCCACGAGGAGCGCCAGACGCGCUUCCAGAACGCCUGCCGCGACGGCCGCUCGGAGAUCGCUUUUGUGGCCACAGGAACCAAUCUGUCUCUCCAGUUUUUUCCGGCCAGCUGGCAGGGAGAACAGCGACAAAUACCUAGCCGGGAGUAUGUCGACUUAGAAAGAGAAGCAGGCAAGGUGUAUUUGAAGGCUCCUAUGAUUCUGAAUGGAGUCUGUGUUAUCUGGAAAGGUUGGAUUGAUCUCCAGAGACUUGAUGGUAUGGGCUGUCUGGAGUUUGAUGAGGAACGAGCUCAGGCAAGAAGACAGCAAGACCCUAGUCCUGGUUCCAAUUUAGGUGGUGGUGAUGAUCUCAAACUUCGUUAACAGCACAGCAAAUGUGCUUCCCACCUAUAUGUACUCAUUGUUUCUAGUUGGCAGAAAAGAAUUCAUUAUAAGACCAGAAACUGUGAUAGCUGGAGGUACCACAGUCAAUUUCUCAACCCAAGGCAGUAAAAGACACCACAAACUGCCAUGGUUUUGCACUAUGAUUAUCAUACAUGCAUUUCUAAUGUUUAAAGCAUGUAGCCAGUAAUAAUUUGAAAUUUUUUUCUAUGCAAGCUUACCUUGUUGGCAUUAUUUUAGAUGAGUGAAACUAUCCAUUUGUAAAGCUUUUUUUUCCCUCCAUUUUAAUUUAAAAGUUCAUGUUUUUUUUUAAGAAGUUAAAAUUUCUAUCAAAGGGUUUUCUUUAGAUGCAUUUUUAUACUGUUAGAUGUGUUAUACAGCUUAUUUUUAGAAGGGCAUUCUUGGUUUGUUUGUUUGUUUUUUCCCCUUCAUUUCCUUUUGUGUUUUUAUAGUCUAGAGCAUUUUUAAAUUGUUGAUAUGUUCGCAUUAUUUACAACCUAAAAAACCUAGUAGCAUAGAGCUGUCUGCUACAGCCUUCUAACAAAGUUUACAGUUGUUAAGGUUUCAGUAUCCUUUUAAAUGCUAAUCAGCACCCUUCCUUUAAAACAUUAAAAUUUUAAAUUGGAUAUUAAUUUUAGCCUGCCCUAGAUUUGUUUUAAAUUCUGUUCUGUAAUCAUGACUUUGGGUGGAGAUACUCUCCUUGAUAAUACUACUCUACUGAAAUGCCUAAAAGAAGUCGCAGGCUGGCUUCUGUUUUAUUCAGGGAUUUUUUUUUAAACCAAUCAGUAAAGGGAUACUGGAGCUUCUUCAUGUAUUUUACAGCAUAUUAAACUGGAGACAGUGAUGACAGCUACAAAGGUAUAUUAAAAUCAUGUUUAAUAUAGCUGCUUUUAUGUGUAUUUUAUAUUUGCAUGCCUUUGUAGAAACAAUACUGGGUGAAGAAAGAUUAGUCUUAGAAAAUGUUCAUCUAUUCAGAGGAUACAUUUUCUUCCAUUAAUUGUCCUGGGAAAACAUUGAGUUAUAGAUGAUAUUUUGCAAAAGGACUUAUUAGCACCUUUUGAGAUUAAUUAGUGUAAGAUUAUUUUUAAAUAAGCUUACUGUCAAAUUACAACUUUUUUUAAAAUAUAAGACUGGAAAAAGUGCUGAGUCAUUUGGCACAUCCUUACAAAUACCUUUCAUGGUAAAUAAUUCAUUAAAUGUUACUACUACAUUUACGGAUUUUUUGCAAAAAUGUUUGCAAAAGUGUAUUUUAUCAUAAUAGAAUGGCAUUAUUUUAAAGAGUUUGAAAAACUGACAGUUCAGAAAGUGAAGUCUGAAUAAGGUCAUUACAUUUAAAAAGCAUAUAAAUAUACUUGAUUGAUGAAGGAGGUGUGACUUUUAUUGUAUAUAGGUCUUACAAGUCUUAAACAGAUAACUGUAUCUCAGAAUAAAAAUAUGUUAUAUAUUUGAAGUCAUGCAUGGUAAGAAGUGUGUCUAAAUUGUUGUAAACAGUGCAUCAUAAAAGGCCAUGUUGAUCUUGUGUAACACAGUCCUAUAAAUGAAUUUGGUUGGUAUUUGGUGUUGUACAGCUCACAUGUUUACACACUCAGUGCCCUAAUUUCCCAUGGGGAAUCACCUUCUAAGUGGUCCUUACAAUGGUGUUGUAAGGUUACUUUUAUUACAGGGCUCCUUGUUUUUUGACUUCUGCACAUACUUUUUAAAAAAAUAUAACAUGUUAUUGCUACAUUCUUCUCUGUUGCUUCUAUUCGAGGGCUUCAGCCCAUCAGUAAAUAAAAUCAGUUGCUAUUGUGUUCCUGUUGCCAUCUUUCUGUAAAUAUUGAAAUCUUCGUAUCAUUUAGCACUGUACUACUGUCUUAAUGCUGGCAUUAAGAUCAUAAGCCUUUUUCUCUAGUAGUGAAGCCUUUGGAAACUACAUUUUUUUAAGUUAUUGAUGCAAUUUGAUAUUUUUUCAUAGUGUGUAUUUAAAUGAAAUUACAUCAUUGCAUCAUCUUUUCUAAAUUCAUCUCCAUUUUAAAACUUGCCUUAAGCUACAAGAUUACUUUUGCCACCAUUAGCCAUAGUGUGUGUUGUGUGUUUAAUUUACCUUCACAAUAAACUGUGUAAUGAAAACAG